AUGCAAAAUACACGACAAACCACACUUGACUUUUCAAAAGCAUCCUCAGUGAAAAAGCAAAAACAGUCAUCACCACCACCAACAUCACAUGAAAACCGUGACCGAGAAGCCGUUCAUCGUGACUUUCAAAAUGUAUUGGACCGAAUACAAGAUGCGAUAUCGGAUACAGCUGUAAAUGACGAAGACGAUGAAGAGGUGUGUAUCAUGUCUCAACAUGAUCCAAAUAACGACGACGACAACAACAGCAAGCGUCCUUCUUCCUAUCUCACAAUGAUACCCAAUCAAACCAUCCAUGAUGAUGACGAUCAAGCACCCAGAAUUCGACCACGUGAGACGACCCAUCAUCAACCCAAAAUGAGCGAUGUUGUACAACGAUUUCGACAAAACAUGAAAUCAACAUCAUCACCACCCACCAUCUCUCUUUUGAAUGAUCCCAAUGUCUCUGUAAAGGAAGCAGAACAACGCAUGCUGGAACGUAUUCGAAUGAAAAAGCGUAAAAAGAAUGAUAAUCAAGUUUAA
Molecule: messenger RNA, 519 nt
Organism: Lichtheimia ornata
Lineage: Eukaryota; Fungi; Mucoromycota; Mucoromycetes; Mucorales; Lichtheimiaceae
Exons: 1
Coding region: 1-519 (172 amino acids)
Source: RefSeq, a predicted model, not a curated record